Papilio xuthus (Asian swallowtail) is the source of this 2655-nucleotide messenger RNA. RefSeq names its product Actin binding protein 1 (gene Abp1). Lineage: Eukaryota; Metazoa; Arthropoda; Insecta; Lepidoptera; Papilionidae. The transcript has 9 exons. Gene Ontology annotation, molecular function: actin filament binding. The coding region runs from base 94 to 1710 and encodes 538 amino acids. Gene Ontology annotation, biological process: neuron projection morphogenesis; regulation of actin filament polymerization; positive regulation of dendritic spine morphogenesis. Gene Ontology annotation, cellular component: postsynaptic density; site of polarized growth; cortical actin cytoskeleton. The record is from RefSeq and is a predicted model, not a curated record.
UGUUGUGAGUCAGUCCUUCGUUCGGCGUUGUACGUUAAUUCUUCUUAAAUUCUAUUUAAAAAUCCAUCGCUGAAUUAGUACAAAUAAUGUAAAAUGGCCAUAAAUUUAGAAAAACAUCGCGAAGCCCUGGUAGCGGCAUGGAAGGAUGUACUGGAUGAAAAAACCGACACCAACUGGGCUCUAUUCGGCUACGAUGGUUUGUCGAAUGACCUGAAGUUUGUAAGCAAAGGUGACGGUGGGCUUACGGAGCUGAUAGAUGACUUCAAUAGUGGGAAGAUACAGUAUGCAUUCCUCAAAGUGGAUCUACCCGAUGGAACUAUAUCUAAAUAUGUACUUAUCAAUUGGCAGGGCGAAGGCGCGCCUACAGUACGUAAGGGUACAUGUGCGAACCACGUGCAGCACGUGGCCCAGUUAUUCACUGGAUUCCAUCUGACGAUGCACGCUCGCACUGAGGAUGACCUUGAUGAGAAGGUGAUCCUUGACAAGCUGGCCAAGGCCGGAUCCGCUUUCAACUUCAAGAGUAGUCGUCAGGAGGAAAUACCCCCAAGUGGACCAGUGGGUACUGCAUAUAGAAAAGUUAAUCCAGUUCAAGAAAUCAAUUCUAAAGAACGUGAUCAGUUUUGGUUGAAAGAAGAACAGGAGGAGAAGAAGAGAAUUGAAGCCGAGAAAAAGAGACGAGAGGAGGAGAAAAGAAAAGCGGAAGAAGAAGUAAGAAGGAGAGAUGAACUGGAAGCAGCGAGAAGAGCUAAAGCAGAAGAGGAAAAGCGCGUGCCCUCGAGCGGUGUGGGCGCGGGCGAGGGCGCGGGAGAGGCGCGGCGGCUCAUAGGCGCCUCCACAGCCGCCGCGCGCGCGCUCUUCCAACAGAACCUGGCGCAGGGACAGAUGUCCACCAGAUCAAAUUCGAUACCGGAGAAGCCGGUACGCAGUUCAGUGAUCGCACAACGCAUCAACACUUUCUCACAGAACACGUCCCCCCAACCUCCAACUUCGCCAAUCAAAUCGCCAACAAAAACACUCGAAGAACCGAAAACCGAAGAAAGCGAAAGCAAAACGAGUCCAUUAAAGAACAUAGACAAGAUAAAAAUGAGUCUGGAGAGACCAUCUCAAAUACAAUACGAACCAAUAAUAGAUCCGUCAGUCGAUCUGAGUCCGAGCACAGAUAAUGAAAAUAGUUCUUUCAGUGCAAUAAACUACGCGGAAUACAAUGAAACAUACAAAGACGAAGUUUUAAAGCAAAGCGAGCCGAUGAUAAAACAGAAUAUUCUAGAAAAUGACAUGUUCGACGCGUCAUAUUCCAGUUCAAAUGAAAAUGACGAUGAUGACAGUGACAACAAGUUCAGUACAAUCAAACGGUCGCCGUAUACAAAGGAUACUGAAGCCAGGUCAGAGCUGAGUAGACAGAAUACUGUCAUUGAAAAUGUUCAUUACAAGAAAGAAAAUGGAACUACCACAUUGGAUGACGUGUCCCCCGAGGGUCUGGAGGAGGAGGGCAACAUAUACGAGGACCUGGACGACGACCCGGGACUCACGGCGCGCGCGCUCUACGACUACCAAGCAGCGGACGAAUCAGAAAUAACAUUCGAUCCUGGUGAUAUAAUAACCCAUAUUGAGCAAAUAGACGCCGGCUGGUGGCAAGGUCUGGGACCUCGCGGUGUCUUCGGUCUCUUCCCUGCCAACUAUGUGGAACUAUUACCCUGCCAUCCACGUUAAUGUAACCCAAGGUAAUCAUGUAUACAGUUUCAUUUAUGUCGAAUGUUUUGAUUAUACGACGUAAAAUGAAUAAGACAUUUGACUAUGGUCAUAAUUAUAUUAUAAGUUAAUUUUUUAAUAUUGAUUAAUUGCAAAUUUUUUGUGUUUUUUUAUCUGUGGAACUAAUUUGUAGGUACAGACUAAAUAAUUUCAGUUUUAAUUUUUUUUUUAUUUUAAUGUUCUAUAUUUCAAAAUAUUAUGCUUUUUUUUAAAUUAAGAAUUCAAAUGGUUUUUGUUGUCAGUAUUGAUUUAGUUUUUUUUUUAUUUCAUUUAAUUGAUUUAAUAUUUGGUUUCGUAAUUCUUUUUAAUUAUCUAUAUUUUGAAUUUUCUUUUAUUUAUAAAGACUUGUAUUCGUAUCAAUAAUGAAAUGUGUUGUGAGAUUGUGAAGUUUGACUUUAUGAAUUUAGGGAGCAAUAAUACAUUUUUGUAAUCAUUUUCCACAACUAAAAAAUAUUUAUAUAAGAAUUUUCACAUAAUACAAUCUAAUCAAACACAUAAUACUCGCCCACCAUAACAUGACACACUGAUGUAAGUGAAAUUAUUCACAACAUGACGUAUUACUUACUCUAUCCAUGUACUUAUAUGAAAUUAUACAAAACAUUUUUUGUGGGUAAUUUUAUUUACUCAUAGUAUCAUGUUAUUCUGGUCGGGUAUCUCGCCAUUUUUGACUAAAAACACAUUUUCACUCCAUUAAUGUAUAAGUAUAGACUUAGUAACACGUAAUAUUUUUUAUAUUAUUGUACAUUUUAGUUACUAUAUGCAUCUCUUCUGGUUAUUUCGAUUUCUGGGGUUUGUUCUUCCAUAUAGCUGACAUAUGAACCUUAAAAACUGAUUUAACUCCAUUAGAAUUAAAAUAAAUAUGUUUAUACAUUUAUUUUAUUACAUUUAUGUCCAAAAAAACAUUUC